Nanorana parkeri is the source of this 2041-nucleotide messenger RNA. RefSeq names its product transmembrane protein 204 (gene TMEM204). NCBI's taxonomy places the organism in Eukaryota, Metazoa, Chordata, Amphibia, Anura, Dicroglossidae. The transcript has 3 exons. The record is from RefSeq and is a predicted model, not a curated record. Bases 662 to 1324 code for a protein of 220 amino acids.
AGCAAAUUAACAGAAUCCCAUGCCAAAAAUAUAUAUAUCCGUAAAACAAAAACUUCCUAUCAGCUGCUGCCUACCCCAGCCCCUCUCUCUCCCUCUGUGACUCACAUCCAUCUCUCUCACACACAUACACACUAUUGAGCUCUCGGCUUUCAUCCUCCAGCAACUGCAAGGAGAUCCAGCGCUUCUUACUCCUCGAAUGUACAUUGUCCCUUGUAGUGCUUCUUCUAUAUCUGCAAGUUGCUGCACCUCUGCUCCUUGAGUGACUUUUUAACAGACAAGCCCUUUGGUUACUGAGUGGCUAGAAAGGGUCCACAUCUGGAACACAUCUGUCUUCUUGGGGCGUGGGAAGAAGAGAGUCUUAUUUCCACUGUUCCUGGGGGCUCCUAGUUGGUGGGGUCCAGACGGGAAUGCAGUUGCAUCUUCGAGUGGAGGAGGUGGAAGUUGCAUUGCAAGAGUGUGGAUAGAGCAGAUACCGAACAUUGUUGGAUUCUUCUCUUUUGCGUCUCCCUUUUCAUGGGACUUUCAAGCCAGCUAGCCUAGCAGUGCCGUUCCUGGGAGGGCUUUCGACUCUCAAAAUGAGUGGAGAUGUCGUCUAGCUGCUCCUGACCCUGUGCCGUGCAGCAGGGCUCGCCCGACUUAAGUGGACUUUUUUUUGGUGGCGAUGGGCAUGCACAAACUAGUGGCCGUGGCUGUGGCGGUGGCACUGGUAUCACUUAUUCUAAAUAAUGUGGCUGCCUUUACUCCGAACUGGGUGUACCAAACCAUGGAGGAAGGACGCAAGCGUACUGUUGGGCUGUGGAAGAUGUGCUUGGCGGGAAGAGGGGUAAGCACCAAGCCCGGACAGGGAGAUGAGAGAGAGUGCCAGUCAGUUGGCUGGGGGUCAGAGCCAUCUGGCUUGCAGGAAUCUCGGAACACAGUCAAGUUGCAGUUUGACAUGAUGAGGGCCUGCAAUCUGAUUGCCACAGUUGCCUUGACUGCCGGACAGCUCAUCUUUCUCAUGGGACUCGUAGAGCUGCCCAUUAUUACCCAGGAUUCCCAGUGGUGGGAAGAAGCCAUUGCUGCUGUAUUUCAACUUGCAAGUUUCGUUCUGGUCAUUGGACUGGUGACCUUCUACCGCAUUGGCCCCCACACUAAUUUAUCCUGGUCCUGUUACUUAGACAUCGGUGCUUGCCUUCUGGCUACUCUGGCAGCUGCUAUCCUCAUAUGGAACAUACUCCACCGGCGUGAGGACUGCAUGGCGCCCCGAGUUAUCGUCAUCAGCCGUACACUGACUGCUCGUUUCCGCAGAGGGCUAAACAACGAUUAUGUUGAGUCUCCAUGCUGAUGACAGCAAUGAACACACAUUGUCAGAUGCUAAUGACUAAUCUAUAUAACUUUAUCCAAAAACAUUCAAGGGACAUGAAAUGCAAAUUCAUUCAUGAGUAUAACAUAAAAUAAAUAUGCAUCACUUUAUUUAGCUAUGUGAGGAGAACGUAACACAAAGCCUGAUUCUAAGAUUGUGGCACACUCACAUUAUUUAAGGAUGCUUUGCUCAUGCUAUCGCUAUUGGACUCAUUUGGGAUACAAAUAAAAGUGUUUUCUCAGCUUAGGAUUGGUACCUGGAGAUGUCCAAUAUUGCAUUUGCACAUAUUCUCGAUCUAUUUUACGAUGGAUAUCCUCUAUAAUGGAGAAUCUAUUAAUUCCACAUCAUGCAUUCCUUUAAUAUGAUCUAUAAUACAAGUGAGCACUUUUUUUUAUCAUAAAACGUGUUAUUAUGGAUGAGUGGAAACAGCAAUCGACUAAUAAAAUGCUAAUAAAAAAGGUCCUAGCAACAUCUUUGGUAAAAGAGAAGAGAUGGAGCCUCCAGUCCUUCAGGAAAGUAGACAACACCUGGAGACUAGAACGGUGUGGUGUUGACAGGAUGCUCAAAGGACUGUCUGGGAUGUACCAGUUUUAUAAUUCCUAAUGUAUAAAAUAACCUAUAACAAAAUAUUGUAAUGUUUUUGUUAUUUAUCACAUUUUUGUAAAGUUUAUGUCUAAGUAAAAGACCAGUUACAAGCAC